AUUCUGUAAAUUAACGCAGACGCUGGCGGUUCGUUUGGGUUGUGAGUGGCGCUUCGUAACAGCUCAAGUUGUAAUUGUAAAAUCCGUUAUUUUUGAGCGUGAUCCUUGAAUAAUAAAAUACCGCGCAGCCGUAAUAAUCCAACAAAAGUCACGAAAUGGAGUUGACAAAUGUGAAAGUGGAUGGUGAUCUUCCACAACCACCGAUCAGCAAUGGUUCUUCAGCAAAUAACCCAGCUGAUAAAGAAAAAACACAGCCCAAACUCUUAUAUGCGAUUAACGAAAAUCCGCCAUGGUAUUUGAGCAUAUUCCUGGCGUUGCAGCAUUAUCUGACCAUGAUUGGCGCUAUCGUGUCCAUUCCAUUCAUUUUGACACCUGCUCUGUGUAUGUCGGAUGAGGAUCCCGACCGUGGUGUUAUAAUAUCAACAAUGAUAUUCGUAACAGGCAUCGUUACUCUACUACAGGCCACCUGGGGUGUUCGUUUACCAAUCGUACAAGGCGGUACAAUAUCAUUUUUGGUACCCACCUUAGCGAUUCUCGCAUUGCCACAAUGGAAAUGCCCAUCGGUCGAAGAUAUUGACGCCUUAGAUGAGGAGGAUCGUGUGGAAUUGUGGCAGAUACGUAUGCGUGAGUUAUCGGGUGCGAUCGCUGUAUCGGCCUUAGUGCAGGUUGUGUUGGGUUAUACGGGUCUUGUGGGGAAAAUUUUACGCUUCGUAACGCCACUCACUAUAGUUCCGACUGUCUCGUUGGUCGGCCUAACACUGUUCGAACACGCUGCCGAAACUGCGUCCAAGCAUUGGGGUAUUGCUGUUGGUACCACAGCCAUGCUAACGUUGUUCUCACAGAUAAUGGCGAAUGUAUCCGUACCGUUUCCAGCUUACCGCAAAGGUCAUGGCAUUGAAAUGCGCAACUUUCAACUUUUCCGUAUGUUUCCGGUGCUCAUGACUAUUGCUAUAAUGUGGGGUCUCUGCGGAAUUCUAACCGUAACCAAUGUUUUUGAGGAGGGACACCCCUCACGCACAGAUGUGCGUUUAAAGGUUUUGACCAAUGCCAAAUGGUUCUACGUGCCAUAUCCAUUUCAGUUUGGACUGCCGUCGGUCACAUUGUCUGGCGUAUUAGGUAUGUUGGCGGGCGUUUUAGCGUGUACCGUAGAGUCGCUUAGUUACUAUCCAACGGUUUCUCAAAUGUCAGGUGCACACUCUCCGCCUUUGCAUGCCAUCAAUCGUGGUAUUGGCACUGAGGGUCUGGGUACGGUGCUAGCCGGUAUUUGGGGCGCUGGAAAUGGCACAAACACUUUCGGCGAAAAUGUGGGUGCUAUUGGAGUCACAAAGGUUGGUUCCCGUCGUGUCAUACAGUGGGCCUCUUUAAUAAUGAUCGUGCAAGGUGUAAUUGGCAAAUUUGGCGCUGUAUUCAUAAUGAUACCGGAUUCGGUGGUUGGCGGUAUAUUUUGUGUCAUGUUUGGCAUGAUUAUAGCUUUUGGACUUUCCACAUUGCAAUAUGUAGACCUACGUUCGGCGCGCAACCUCUAUAUUAUUGGCUUAUCCAUUUUCUUUCCCAUGGUCUUAUGUAAGUGGAUGCAGGAACAUCCGGGCGCCAUUAAUACUGGAAAUGAAACGGUAGACUCGACCCUAUCGGUACUGUUGGGUACCACCAUUCUUGUGGGUGGCUUACUGGGCUGUUUCUUGGAUAAUGUUAUUCCUGGUACUGCUGAGGAGCGCGGUCUCAUUGAAUGGGCCAAUGAAAUGCCACUAGGCGAUGCGAAUGUCAAUGAUGGUACCGCUACGGAUUAUGACUUCCCAUGGGGCAUGGCGACUUUGAGAAAGUGGAAGUGGACUUAUUACGUGCCGUUCUUGCCAACAUACAAACUACAGAAAACAAGCUAAAUUUACGUUUUUAUGUUUAUAAUUGUAUUGUAGGUGUAUUAAAAUUAUGUACUUAAUACUUGAGAUGUUCUAUAUGUAUUUUAAAUUAUUACGUAAGUAGAAAAAUCCUUUAGAAAUGUAUCCGAAUACCAGUAGGUGCAAUAAAAUCUACUUUUACUUUCGAAA
Bactrocera tryoni is the source of this 2045-nucleotide messenger RNA. RefSeq names its product solute carrier family 23 member 2. NCBI's taxonomy places the organism in Eukaryota, Metazoa, Arthropoda, Insecta, Diptera, Tephritidae. The coding region runs from base 156 to 1880 and encodes 574 amino acids. The transcript has 8 exons. Gene Ontology annotation, cellular component: membrane. The record is from RefSeq and is a predicted model, not a curated record. Gene Ontology annotation, biological process: transmembrane transport. Gene Ontology annotation, molecular function: transmembrane transporter activity.